Messenger RNA from Panicum virgatum (switchgrass), 990 nucleotides. RefSeq names its product non-specific lipid-transfer protein C6-like. The coding region runs from base 96 to 758 and encodes 220 amino acids. The record is from RefSeq and is a predicted model, not a curated record. Gene Ontology annotation, biological process: lipid transport. The transcript is spliced from 2 exons. Gene Ontology annotation, molecular function: lipid binding. Lineage: Eukaryota; Viridiplantae; Streptophyta; Magnoliopsida; Poales; Poaceae.
AACGUCUCCAUCCACAAGAAUCAGGCAAAGCGCCAUAGGAUCCUCCUAGCUCCUACAUCCUACUUCCAAGACCUCCAAUUCCAUCUCUUUUAGCGAUGGCGUCGCCCAAGAUCAUCGCCCUGUUCCUCUCCUUCGCCGUGGCGGCGGCGGCGCUGCAGCCCUCGGAAGCGGCGAGGGUCCAAGCCCAGCACGGGAUGAAGGCGCCGGCGGCCGCGAGCCACGAGGCAGAGAAGGUGUCCGUACAAGCAGACGGCGGCGCGCCGACACCGCCCGGCCUCCCCGCCGGCGUCCAGCUCCCCCCGGGGCUGCUGCCGGCCAUCCUGGGCCUGCUCUUCCCGCCGCUGGGCGGCAUCAUCAGCAUCAUCCAGCCGCUGCUCCCGCCGCUGCAGGGCGGCGGCCAGCUGCCGGGCGCCUCGCCUGCCCCGCCGCCGCCGACGGAGUGUAUGACGCCGCUGGCGGCCUUGGCGCCGUGCACGGGCUACCUCACCAACGUCACCGCCGUGGCGCCUCCCCCCGGCGAGUGCUGCGACGGGCUCAGGGCCGUCGUCCGGGACGCGCCCAUCUGCCUCUGCCACGGCACGAACGGCGGCAUGAACCAGCUCCUGCCCAGGUCCGUCGACCCCCUCCGCAUGGCCGUCCUCCCGCUCGCCUGCGGCGCCGUGCUGCCGAUCCAGACGCUCCUCAUGUGCAACUCGAACCAGGUGCCGCCGAUAAUGCCACCCACCCCGCCUGCCACACCUCCUCCAGUGUCACCGUAGACGAUGGCGCCGUCGAGGUUGUCUGUCGAUACUACUCAGGCUAGUUUGUCUUCUUAAUUAGUUUCAAGAUGGUACUAGCCUAUUAGGAUAGUUUAGAUUAGAAAUUGAAGUCAUCGUAGAGAGUGUUAAGUUAGAUGUUUGAGUCGUGUUAGUGCAGAGUGAAGUCAUGUAAACAGCUCUGUUUCUUGCAACAUAUAUACUACAUGAUGAUGCGUCAGUGGAUUGGAUGCCA